This is a messenger RNA of Kickxella alabastrina, 1314 nucleotides long. Its product is annotated as kinase-like domain-containing protein. The coding region runs from base 1 to 1314 and encodes 437 amino acids. Gene Ontology annotation, molecular function: protein kinase activity; ATP binding. NCBI's taxonomy places the organism in Eukaryota, Fungi, Kickxellomycota, Kickxellomycetes, Kickxellales, Kickxellaceae. Gene Ontology annotation, biological process: protein phosphorylation. The transcript has a single exon. The record is from RefSeq and is a predicted model, not a curated record.
AUGUUCAGCAAGCACCACAGCAACAACGAAGUGACCAACAUUACCAUUUCCGCCAACGGACUCCUCCCGGCGCUCGACAUCAAAAGCUGCAUGCCCCCGCGCCCCACCGCACCGCACCUGACAGCAGCCCCUUGCGACCCUUCGCCGCCACUGCCAAUUCACGGCACAGGCACUCUGAAACUCAUCACGGACCUGGCUGCAGUCCUGGGCAGGGGCCAGUUCUCAACAGUCUACCGCGGCAUGCUCCUCCAGACCGACGGGCCAGCGAGAGAGUGUGCGGUGAAGGUGCCGCAUACAAACAGCCUGGAUGCGCGUGAGCUGGUUCUCGUCGAGGCUGCAGGGCUGGCACUGCUGGGGCUGCAGGCGCCCGGCAUCGUGCAGUGCUUCGGCAUGGUGGACCUAGGCGCAGCCACGGACACAGGUUGCACGGUUGUCGGGUGGGCAGACGCCGGCAGAGCGGCGGUUUCCGGGAGCGGUCAUUGGGCGGAGGUUCUGGAGCUAUGCGAGAAUGGCAACUGCUGGGAGUGGAUGCAGGCGAAUCGAGCGGCGAUGGACGCCGAGCGGUUCUUCGUAUGGGCGCGGCAACUGGCCGUAGCACUAGGCGUGCUGGCGGACGCCGGCAUGGCGCACAAAGACAUCAAGCCGCAUAACUUGCUGAUUGACCGCAGCGGCAACGUGCGCUUGGCCGACUUUACCGCCACAGAGUUCUCCCCAGAGGCCAUUGCCCAGAUGCAGCGCGUCUGCCCAGAGUUCUGCCCCGAAGAAUUGCCGGCCUACACGGACUUUAGCGGCACCAUUCCGUACAGUGCACCCGAGGCCCUGCAGUUCACACCUGGCGCGCGCAGUGAUGCCGGGGCACUGCACAAGAUGGAUAUUUUUUCCGCCGGCGUCACCCUGUACACCCUGUUUGUCAGCGGGCUGGAGCCAUACGCGGCCGUGAAGAGCAGCGUUGAGCAGAUGCAUUUGGCUGCUCGGGGUGCCUUCUGGGAGUGGGAGGACCGCCAGUAUUUGGCCGGGCUGCCUAAUCGCGCGGCGGAGACUGCGCCACCGUCGCCUAUUGACGCUGUGCCGCCGGUGCUGGACGAUGGCGCGCUAGGGCGGAGCCUAAGCCUCGGCAGGAGGCGCACGCUGAGGCGGAGGAAGGCGCAGCCGAGGGAGUUUAAGCGCUUUUUGUCUGGCGAUUUGCUGCCUGAGAACGUCGAGGCCCUGCUGAGGGACAUGCUGUGCCCCGAUCCGGCACUGCGGCCCGGUGCCAGGGAGGUGCUGAGGCGGCUGAAUGCCAUGGAGCCCGACAUCUUUGAGCCCGCCGACUAA